AUGGCGUCGUUCGCUACGCGGUGCAAUUCACUGAGGGAGAGCUUUGCAGUGCUGAUGGUGUUGGCUUCAUUCUCUCUUCCGACCUUCCAUGCACCAAGAACAUCCAGAAGAUUGUGUCUGUGUUCGCCAACCGCACCGGCCGCAUUUGUGUGCGAGUGCACGAGGAUGUGA
This is a messenger RNA of Durusdinium trenchii, 171 nucleotides long. NCBI's taxonomy places the organism in Eukaryota, Dinophyceae, Suessiales, Symbiodiniaceae. The record is from the annotation of a GenBank genome assembly.